AGUGAAGACGUAACUGUCCAUUUAAAAUCAUUUCCCGAUGGCCCUGGUGUCUGUACGAGAUUUUGAGAAGCGCGCUUCGGAAAUUAUUCCACUACAUGCACUAGAUUACUAUCGAAGCGGAGCCGGAGAUGAACUGUCCCUCCGGCUGAACCGCAUCUGCUUUGACCGGCUUAGGAUUCGUCCACGUGUGUUGAACAGUGGUGCCUCGAGAGACAUGACGGUCCGACUAUUCGGCGAUGAAUAUUCCAUGCCAAUCGGAAUUUCACCAACGGCCAUGCAGCGGAUGGCACAUCCUGAAGGGGAAGUGGCCAAUGCAAAAGCCGCUGCAAGUCGGGGUGUCGCAUUCACACUCAGCACGAUUGCCACUAGUUCGAUCGAGCAAGUCGCUGCCGGAACACCGAAAUCACCCAAGUGGUUCCAGUUGUACAUUUAUAAGGACCGUAAGCUAACUGAAAGUUUGGUGCGCCGUGCGGAAAAAGCAGGUUUCAAGGCCGUCGUUUUGACGGUCGAUGCUCCGAUGUUUGGACUUAGACGACCGGAUAUGCGAAACAAAUUUUCACUGGCACCUCAUUUGAUAUUGGCUAAUUUCGAAGGUCGCCAAGCAACCGGUGUUCAGAGUCAGGGCGGAUCCGGUAUCAACGAAUACAUUAGAGAACAGCUAGAUCCGACGCUGUGCUGGGAUGACGUCAAAUGGUUGGUGAAUUUCACCAAGCUGCCGGUGGUUGUGAAAGGCAUACUAACCAAGGAGGAUGCUCUUAUCGCGGUUGACUUAGGUGUACAGGGCAUCUGGGUGUCCAAUCACGGCGCCAGGCAGCUGGAUUCCGUACCAGCUUCGAUCGAAGUUCUGCCGGAAAUUGUAGCUGCCGUGGGUGACCGCACCACAGUUGUCAUUGAUGGCGGCGUCACCGAAGGCACCGAUGUAUUCAAAGCGAUUGCCCUUGGCGCCAAGAUGGUACUCUUCGGUAGACCCGCCAUCUGGGGAUUGGCAGUCGAUGGGCAACAAGGAGUUGAACAAAUUCUAGACAUUCUGAGAAAAGAGCUAGAUCUAGCGAUGGCUUUCGCUGGGUGUCAAAGUGUGGCUGACAUCUCGAAAAAUCACGUAGUGCACGAGUCGUACUAUGCUAAGCUAUAGGGAGAUGUUGAUUGCAUAUUGAAUAAUAUUUGAAUAUUCCCAGUUAAAAUUUACAGCAGAAAUCAUAAUAAAAUUGAUUUAAAUUUAGUGAACAAUGAUUCUCACUAAACACUCAAUUCAAAUAUACUCAAAUAAUAAUAUUCAAGCCAGAAAUUGAAAUUGAAUUGAGUGUUGUCAUAUUUUUAUUAGUAUAAUUUGCUUACUAAACGAUUAUAAUUUUCAUUGUGUGUUAUUCACUACAACAAAAUUAAAACUCAGAGAAACUAAACCUUUUUUGGCACCAUAACUUAAUAAUCCCAUUUUACAUACCUAUAAGUACACGCAAUCUCAGGAUUGCAAAAAUUUACGGUACAAAAUAAAUAUCCGUGACAAUUUUUUCUUUAACUUCUAGUGAACUGCAUUUGGCAACUAAUGAAUUAUAGUAAACGUAAUCACACAAACAUACAGUAAAUGCAAUUACGCAAAAAUACACGGAAAUUAUGUGUAGCGACACAGGACGGUGUUCAAACUUGAAGGGCUGUAUAUUUUGGGGGAGUCGAAAAAAACGAAAAAACUUUUUUUGUAUGUAAAGUAGGCGCAAAAAGACUCAAAGCUUGAUUGGAUUUGAACACACGACGACUGGUAUCUUAGAGGUUACUGCUUACUUAUACAUCUGAGAAAAGCAACACUUGAAUGUCGAGAGAGUUGAGAUAGUUUUAAACUAAUAAAAAUCAUUACAGCACCAUUUGAGUAAUAUAAAUGUUGAGAAACAAUAAAGACGCUCGGAAUAAUUAAUAAACAGAUACCCAACUCAA
Wyeomyia smithii (pitcher-plant mosquito) is the source of this 1926-nucleotide messenger RNA. RefSeq lists its product as uncharacterized. Bases 38 to 1132 code for a protein of 364 amino acids. The transcript has 3 exons. NCBI's taxonomy places the organism in Eukaryota, Metazoa, Arthropoda, Insecta, Diptera, Culicidae. Gene Ontology annotation, molecular function: oxidoreductase activity; FMN binding. The record is from RefSeq and is a predicted model, not a curated record.